ACAAAAAUUUGAUCGAUGAGGAUGACAACUUACCAAUAGAUGUUCUACCAUUUCCAGUUGAUAAUGAAAGCGAGAACUUGAUCGAUAAUAGAAGCUAUAACUUGCUAACAUGUCUCGAGGAAGAGCUCAACAACGAGAUUAUAAAUGACUUUUUGUAUAUGGAUAACAUUUACGAUAAUGUGUAUGAUUCUGAAGAACAGUUUUUAGAGAUUGAUAGUCAACAUACAAAAGCUGCUAAGAAACGAUUAGCUACUGAAUACAGAUUGACACCACAGGAUUUAUACCAUUCUAUGGCUGAAAAAGCACGUACUUUAUUAGAAGUUACAUUUAGCAUACUCAAUGUAAUUGGUGAAAAGGCUUUUAUAGAACAUUGGAAAAAUAUUGAAAAACCAUCCCAUUGA
This is a messenger RNA of Funneliformis geosporum, 401 nucleotides long. The record is from the annotation of a GenBank genome assembly. NCBI's taxonomy places the organism in Eukaryota, Fungi, Glomeromycota, Glomeromycetes, Glomerales, Glomeraceae.